CUCUCUCUGGAACAAGCUUGGUGCGAUACAAGCAAACAGUGUUCAGAGUGCCAAUGCCAUAGUGGCCUAUCAACAGGUAGGCCCUAUCUUGUCACGUUUUAUGUUCUACUUUGGCUUCGGGGCACUCAUUUGAAAAUUGAAUCAAGAAUUCACUACGUAAUCACCGAAAUGAUUACAAUUGGACUGGUGGCAUCUAAGAACAUCUCCCUCGCUUCCUGCUUGGUAUGCUGUAUUUUUUUUCUUCUUGGCCAGGAUUGGAAUCCAAUCUUUUAUUUUUUAUCUUGGUUCUCAGGCUCUAGAUUUGAAGCCCAAUUAUGUCCAAGCAUGGGCAAACAUGGGAAUCAGUUAUACCAACCAGGGUAUGUAUGAGGGAGUCCAUUUCUUACUAUGUCCGGGCACUGGCAAUGAAUCCGAAGGCAGAUAGUGCCUGGCAAUAUUUGAGGAUUUCUUUACGUUGUGCUUCCCGCAAUGACAUGCUGGAAGUUUGUGACUUCCGGAAUCUUGAUGUUCUCCGGAAAGAGUUUCUAUUGUAAUUUAUAGUCAGAACUGAAUGAAUGAUCGGCUCGGUUGCUGAGAUGAGGUCUGAAUUGGGGAACUUUCUCAUCCUUUAUAAGCUUAGAAGGAAGUUGCAAUGAGGUUGAGCUUGAUUCGGAUUAUGAUAUUCAAGUUUUAUGUUUUGCUGCAUGUGGACCCUUCACUGCUGAGCAUCCCGGUCCCGUAAGCCUUCUAGAGAACUGGAAAUAUCUAGGGACAUUUUUGUUCGCUAGAAUAUUAUGAACUGUUAUCAUUAAGCUCCUCAGCAUUGGCACAAAAUCGUAAAGUUUUCUGGACUAUACAUUUAAAACAAAUAAACAUAGUGAAGAGUAGAUGGGAACACUUCAAGUAAGAAUUGAAAAUUCUUCUUGCCGUUUUUUGGUAAUAGUCGGGACGGAGACAAAAGUUCAUACCUUACUAUGGCUGCUUGGAUUCUGAAAUUGUAAGUAACAUUCAUUUGAUUAAUGAUAUUUAUAAACAACGUUUUUCAAACCUGGCAUAUUUGCAUGGACUA
Molecule: messenger RNA, 1048 nt
Organism: Ilex paraguariensis (yerba mate)
Lineage: Eukaryota; Viridiplantae; Streptophyta; Magnoliopsida; Aquifoliales; Aquifoliaceae
Source: the annotation of a GenBank genome assembly